ACCCAGCCCAGCUGGUCUUCAUGUGGAGUCAGUCUGGUCUCUCUGAGUCAGGAACUUUGGGUCCAUCUGAACCACUGGCGUUGUCUUUUCUCCAGGGUCCGUUCAGACCUGUACCUAAGGUCUGUCCUUCUGUCACAGACCAAGCUGCUGGAGGAAAUGAAGCAGAGUCUGAACCUCUUUGGUCUGCAGCUCCUGGUUCUGAUGGAACAGUACAUAUGUGGUGUUCUGUCUUCGAUAGGCCAGACUGAGUCCGACUCUUUAUCCAGAAAUGUGUUGGAGGAUACUUUAGCAGGAACAGACCUGUACAACCAGGUGGUGGAGGAGCACAGGACUCACCUGUCUGCCUCUGUCCUGAGGCAGUCAGCUCUACGGCACUGUGCUGAACCCUUCACUAGUCUUCCAGCAUCUGACCAGCAUCAGCCUGCUGCGUUCUCAGUCAAAGACUUGCUGACCAUUCUGGCUGUGCAUCAUGCAGAAGUAGCAGCCAGGCACUUACACUGUAGGAUUUCUGAGCAACACUGCCAGGCUUGUAAAGCUCAUUGCAGCUACACAUCCCUCUCUGAUAACUUCAGUCAGGGGUCUGGGUGCAGCUGUGGGAGGUCUUCCUGGACCUGGAAACAACUGCAGCAGGCCCACCUCACUUGUAACCAACCCAAUGCACUGCCAUCAUCUUCCAAGAAACCCCCUGCCAUCAUCCCUGACCAUCAUUUGGACCAUCGUCCACCUGGUUUGACCAAGCCACGUCCUUUCAAACAGAAAGAGCAGAACUCCAGAGAGGACCAAGCCAGACCGUGCCAUACCUGCAUAUCCCUGGCUCGUCUCACUCAAACCAGUCUAGAAACUCUGGACUUAGUUCAACCGAAUGUAGAGGAAAAGAGGUGUUCAGAGAACUGUGAUCUCCUGAGAGCCUGCAGCAGUCAUCAUCACCUCCCAGCCCUGCAUCUCUGUCAGCUGGACCAUUCUGUGGAGCUCCUGCUGCAUCUCCUCAUCUCCUCCACCUCCCUGCUGGCUCCUCCGGUGCUUCACACGCCAACCGAGCAGCUGGUCCCAAAUACCAAUCCCGAGAGUUCAGGCUCUCCCCUCAGGAAUGCAGCUCGCUCAGAGGUACGGUCUAACGUCAGCCGCAGACUGACCAGGAGUCGCAGUGCUGAUGGAGUCCGACAGGACUGGACCGAACCGGAUGAAGCAGGAGGACCAGACAUCACCGACAGCCUUCGUAUUUGGAGUGAUGGGAAUGUGGAGAAAAACGAAAAAGGUCAAACAAAGACUACAACCGUGGAGGCUGACUGUGUUUGUGGGCCUCGCUCGGUACAGUGGACGGACUUUGGUCGGUCGCUGCUUCUCGAUGAUCUGCUGGAACAUUAUCACGCUUUGCUGUGGAGUCUCUGCAGCAAAGCAUUGUGGGUAAAACUACACAUGGGCCAAACAGGAAACGCUGCAGGCAGCAGCAACCUUCAGGACCUCAGUGGAUUCCACUUUCUGCACAGGGUCUCUCAAGUCCUAAAGACCGGGCUGUCUGUGACGGAGAGUAAAUCUCUGCUGGAGGACUUCACUUCCUGUCUGUUGGCUCAGACUGAGCACGCUCACUGGGACUCUGUGAUGUGCAGAAGUUUGAGUUCAGCUCUGAGGGAUAAGUGUCUCAGAGGUGAAGGCAGAAACUCUGCAGCACCGUUUGCGAGGUCAGAGCGGCGGGCAACCGUGUCCCAAACCAUGGAGAACUUUCUUCUUCUCCUCCCACCUCUCCUGUCAGUCCUGUCCUGCCGUCAGUCCUCCAGCUGGCUGUCAGGUCCUGCUGGACUUCCUUCCAGGUGGGUCCUGCAGAGACGAACGGUGGGCCUGCUGUUAGCCUCAGUGCAGCUGUCUACAGUCUGGGUGGUGUCGAAGGCGUACCAGUUCCUGUCUUCAUGGAGUCCAAAGAAGUUCCUGCUGAUCACACAGGGAGACCUCAGAAUUUUGCUGAUGUCACUAGACCAGAUAAAGGAUCAGGUUAAGACCCUGACGGUGGACCUGAUCUCUGACCAUCAGUCCACAGUCCAGAACCACAACCUGCAUCUCCUGAGGCAGCAACUCAAAGUCCUGGAAGGAGCUGUGUCUGAGCUGCAGAGCUUCUCCUCCUCGGUCCUGAAGAGCUUCUCUGUGGACUGCAAGCGGGUGUCAGUGGAGAUCUUUGAACGCACCAUGCCCUCUGCAGGACACUGGAGGCCCAGCCACAGAACAGGUUUUCCCAGCACUCCCAGUGAGUACGCGUCUCUGGCAGCUCAGACUGUGAUUGGUCAGGUUCUGGAGGCCGUGGCGCCUCUGUCUGAAGAUGCUCGGGUCCAGGCCCUGAGCGUCACCAUGACGGCUUUCAUGGAGGCCUGGAUGGAACACAUCUUGAAGAGAAAGAUCAAGUUCAGCCUCCAGGGGGCGCUGCAGCUGAAGCAGGACUUUGAUUGUGUCAGAGAACUGAUCCGCUCAGAUGAGUCAGGUCUUUCAGCUGAACUUCACAGACGACUCCUCAGCCUCAGGGUGUUUCAGCAGGUGGACUCAGCAGUGCUGUGUUUGCUCCAGCAACCUCAGGUGAAACCAAACCUGCAUUACAGAGACUGGGAACCUUUUAGACACUGCUGUCCAAGCAGCAGGAGCAGGGACAGCAUCGAUGCUGUGGUGGGCAGUAAUAUAACCUACCUUGGUUUUGUGGAAGGAGAAGAUCCUGAUCCCUCCUUCGUGACCUCUGACCUCCCAUCAGUGGACCCGUCCAGCCCUGCAGAGCCCUAUCUGGCUCCAAGUGAGGCACUGGGUGCAGCCCAGCAGGACUGGCUGGACCUGAGGACCCAGAGCACGACUCGUCGCUGGAGGCUACCAGGACUUCUGUGUCUGUCCAAGACUGAGCCUUGAACACAACGUGAAGCCAAAAUAUUAAGUUUUUUACGUUUAGCAGGAGUUUACAACACUUUAGUUUUUAAAAUAUUUAAUAAAUUUAUAGUUUUUUACAGUUCAAA
Molecule: messenger RNA, 2981 nt
Organism: Austrofundulus limnaeus
Lineage: Eukaryota; Metazoa; Chordata; Actinopteri; Cyprinodontiformes; Rivulidae
Gene: ccdc142
Product: coiled-coil domain containing 142
Source: RefSeq, a predicted model, not a curated record